Aspergillus tanneri is the source of this 486-nucleotide messenger RNA. RefSeq lists its product as uncharacterized. Gene Ontology annotation, molecular function: transferase activity. Lineage: Eukaryota; Fungi; Ascomycota; Eurotiomycetes; Eurotiales; Aspergillaceae. Bases 1 to 486 code for a protein of 161 amino acids. The transcript is spliced from 3 exons. The record is from RefSeq and is a predicted model, not a curated record.
AUGCAGGUAUCCUCGGCCAAAUCAUGGCUCGACUCCGGGCUCGAGGCGGACACUCUCAUCGGUCACAGCUUCGGUCAACUAUCUGCCCUAUGUGUUGCAGAUUCAUUCUCCCAGGAAGACAGUUCUGGCCUGUUGCUGGUCGAGUCUGAUCCGGCUGAUGUAAAGGAGAUGGUAAAUCGAAUCAACUCGACAGCUAAUGUCGCGUGGAUGUGGCCUGCUAUAACGGACAUGGCCCAGCCUAUCACGAUCCGACCACUAGGCAUCCCAGUCGAGACAUGUUCCUCCAGCACUAGCUGGACCUCGUUCACAGGCAAGGCAAUUGUCGAACAUACCACACAGCCUGUAUACUUCUACGAUACCGUGAAACGCAUCGCGACCCGUCUGCCAUCUGCCGUGUGGCUUGAAGUCGGAUCUGCUUCCCGGAUCAUUGAUAUGGCUCAUCAUAUUUUGACCCAGUCAGGCAAGCCGCACAUUCUUGCUAAUUGA